Adineta ricciae is the source of this 1602-nucleotide messenger RNA. NCBI's taxonomy places the organism in Eukaryota, Metazoa, Rotifera, Eurotatoria, Adinetida, Adinetidae. The record is from the annotation of a GenBank genome assembly.
AUGAAUAUUAUCGAUAAUUUUCCGUCACAUAUUUAUUCGUUCAACUCAUCAUACGUCAUUGCCGAUACACAAGCAUGGGUUGCUCGAAUACUUUUCAUUCGUCCAUGUGCGCACACAUCGAUGACACUCGAUCUUAGUUUGCUAUCCGUAACCGAUUUUUUCACAAUUACUACAAAUCACCUUUUACGCUGCGACAGAACAAUGUACAACCAGACUAAUCUUUCGAAUUCUCGUCGAUUACCAUCUAUGAAUAGUAAAUCUCAUUCAUCAUCUUCAACAACUUUCAAACGUCAAUCAUCAGGUCAUGUUCCAUUACUCACAACAAAUUCCCGUUCACUAUCGAAUAUUACAAAUCUUCCCAAACAAUCAAACCCUAUGAACCGUAUCAAUGUCAAUACAAACAAGCGUAAAGUCGACGAAUAUGACAAUAACUCGUUCGAAUACGAUGUUCCCACUAGUAAUUAUGCUUCUAUUCGGAAACCAUUACCGUUAGUUCAAACAUCAACUGCAAAACGUGUAAAACCAGAUCAACCAGCUGCAUCAAAGAAAAAAACAUUACCUGACGAUGGAUCACUACGAAUUAUUACCUCAACUGUUCAAGGGAUGAAACAUUGGACCAAUAAGCAACUUCCAUAUCCCAUUCUAUUUGAAAUCUUUGGUAAACUUGAUUCUCAAGUCACAAUGUUACCAACGACCAAUACUCGACAAUUUUCGGUAGUUGAUGACAAAGAUCGUGUCGAAUGUAUCUUUGCAGAGAUGGAUCAAUCCUUUUCCAAUAUUGAUCGAGAUGUUGAACUUCGAAUUAUUUGUCGACUGGAACGUGGAAGUCAAGUUGCUCAUUGUAUUGCCAUUCGUGUUGCAAACAAAGAUGAAUGGCAUGAACGACGCGCGAUGCCUGAAGAUAAAGAAGCACCAGUUUAUACUGCCGAGAAGAUUCUUCUUAAACGAAUACGAAAAGGAAAAGCCGAAUACUAUAUCAAAUGGAAAGGAUGGGCUUCUAGGUGGAACACUUGGGAACCAGAGAAGCAUAUUCUAGAUAAACUACUUAUUGCCGACUUCAAUGAUCGAACUCGGAAACAACAAAAAAGCAAAGCACUUGUCCGUAAUAGUGCUACUAAGCGUGUGGCCACAACAAGAACUACUCGUGCGACAAAUUCAAAGCGUACGCGUCGUCUCCAAAGUUCAUCGUCAUCAAACGAUUCAACAUCAGUUGUACCAUCACCCACAACAAACGACGAAGAUGAUCUUGAUCAAACUAAUGAUGACGAUUCGAUAUCAAAAGAAAAACUGACUAGCAAACAAUCUGAUGUAAAUAAAUCUCAAUCAGAUCGCAAAGAUUCAUCCAACGAAUCCGAUCACGACGGUGAAGAUGAGAAGGAGUUAGUCGAAAACGAAAAAUCGACCAUUGACGAAUCAAUACGUGAAUUUCUAUGGGACACAAAAAACUUUUCACCUCAAACGAGAUCAAUCACUGAUAUAACUGAUCAGACUGGUGUAACAGUUUGCAUACGUGAGGUCGACGAACUGUCAACAUCGGAUAAUAAUAAUCGAGGGACACGUUUUUCUGCGCAUAGCAAUAGUUGUCGCACUGAAAAACAUUAG